AUGUCAAACCUCGUCCUUGUGCUCCCUCCCACAUUCGAACAUCAUUACUCGGGAAUCGGUAUAUCUACCAAUGCACCACGAAUAUCCUGGCGCUUCCGGAGUACCAGUGCAGAUGUUGGCACUUGGAAUCAAAAGUCGGUUGAGAUACAAGCAUUCAAAGGCCAUGGAAUACCUGUCUCAGUAUACCAUUAUGAUUCUCCAAAGUCGGUCCUGGUGCCUUGGCCGUUUGAGCCUCUCGAAUCUAGGCAGAUAGUUCAAGUGAGGGUUCGCGCCAUUGGAGGACGAGAUGACCAAUAUCAUCAAACUGAGUGGUCGCCUUGGUCGACCGUUGAGGCUGGCUUGCUGGAACGAGAUUGCUGGGAAGCACAAAUGAUCACUUCAUUAAACGUCGAAAAGUCGAACGGCAUGGCUGUGAGACCAAUCCGAGUCCGCAGGCUAUUUAAUCUUCCGAACGAUUCUGGCGCCAUAGUCAAGGCCCGCAUCUAUUCUACUGCUUUUGGGGUAUAUCAAGCACAUCUGAACGGUUCCAUUGUUGGCGAUCACAUAAUGUCACCUGGAUGGACAAGCUACCAUCACAGAAUUUGCUACCAAGUCUUUGAUGUGACAAAUCUGCUCCGGCCAGGCCGGUCAAAUGUUCUCGGUUUCGAGGUAGCGGAAGGGUGGUACGCAGGCCGCAUUGGUUGGGGUACCAAGGCGACUUACGGCACUACUAUCGGUAUAUUUGCGCAGUUAGAGGUCAAAUUCGAGAGCGGUACAAAGUUCAUUCUGGCUACUAAUCAAGGGUGGGAAUCUUGCCCCAGUCCUCUUAUUAGAAGCCAGAUAUACGAUGGCGAGACAUAUAGCGCGAUGGAAGAUGAUCUAGGAUGGAGUAGCCCCGACGGCCUUAGUGCUAUUGACAGUGAAUGGACUGCGGUGCGAAUGCUGGAAGAACCGCGGACGACAUUCAUCUCUUCGGACGCUCCACCUAUCAGAAUCACCGAAAAGAUUGCGCCUACCCGCAUAAUCUCAUCCCCAACUGGAAAAACAAUACUUGACUUUGGACAGAAUCUCGUUGGUAAAUUGCACAUCAAAUCUCUCAAUGGCCCGGCUGGCCAUAGACUCAAAUUCACUCACGCUGAAGUGCUAGAGAACGAGGAGUUAGGCACUCGGCCUCUUAGGAGCGCAAUGUGCUUGGAUGAAAUAGUGACUUCUGGUCAAUGUAUCAAGGACUGGACUCCUAAAUUUACAUUCCAUGGAUUUCGCUACGUGCAGAUUGAAGGCUGGACUGCUGAAGCUGGAGUUUCUCCACCACUGGACUUGAAUGCCAUCACCGCUCUUGUUACUCAUAGCGAUAUGGAACGUACGGGGACUUUCGAAUGCUCUCAUCCCUUAGUCAAUAAGCUGCACCAAAAUAUCGUCUGGAGCAUGCGCGGAAACUUCUUCUCAAUCCCAACUGACUGUCCUCAGCGCGACGAGCGACUGGGAUGGACUGGAGAUAUACAGGUUUUUGCUCCCACAGCGAACUUCUUGUAUAAUACUACCGGAUUCUUGAGUUCCUGGCUACAGGAUCUUGCUGUUGAGCAGAAAGGCCGUGGUGGAGUGCCCCCUCUUGUUGUUCCAAAUGUUUUGGACUCAGUCUACCCUGUAGUUCCUCAAGCAAUAUGGGGCGAUGCUGCGGUGUUAACGCCAUGGGAUGUUUAUACUGCAUCAGGAGAUCUAGAGAUUCUACGGAAUCAGUACGAGAGUAUGAUGCUCUGGGUCGAUUCUGGCAUACGCCGCAAUUCGGAUGGAUUGUGGGUAGACGAUCUUUGGCAGCUUGGUGACUGGCUGGAUCCAAAGGCACCACCGAAUGAGCCAGGAGAUGCUCGAACUAGUGCAGUUAUGGUGUCAGACGCCUAUCUUGUCCAUGUAACGUUCAAGAUAGCUGAGAUUGCCACACUGGUUGGAAACCAUCGCGACUCCACGUCCUAUUACGCAACGGCUGAACAUCUCAAAAAGGCGUUCCACCAUAAGUAUGUGGCCCCGUCUGGUUUUCUAGUAAGCGACACCCAAACAGCAUUAUCUCUGGCUAUUGUCUUCCAUCUGUAUGAUAGUCCGUUGCAGCUAGAAGCUGCUGGUAACCGUCUGGAGCACCUGGUACGUAUCAGCAAAUUCCGAGUCGCGACUGGCUUCGUUGGCACAUCUAUCAUACUACAUGCUCUCACCUUGGUGGGCCGCGAGCAAGUCGCAUACCGUAUGCUGCAGGAGAAAAGACUGCCCUCUUGGCUCUAUCCGGUCACUAUGGGUGCGACUACUGUGUGGGAACGAUGGGACAGCCUUCUGCCGGAUGGGUCCAUUAACCCUGGCGAGAUGACCAGCUUCAAUCACUAUGCACUGGGAUCCGUUGCUGAUUGGCUUCAUACCGUAGUGGGUGGCAUUCGCCCAAAAGAGGCGGGCUGGAAGAGUUUCUUUGUGGCUCCACGACCAGGAGGUACUAUUCGAAAUGCCAAAGUUACGUAUGAGAGCCCAUAUGGCCGCAUUGAGUGCAGUUGGUUUCUCAAGGAAGCAGGCGAAGCUCGCCGGUUCGAGUUAAAUGUAUUAGUGCCGCCUAACUCUGAGGCCUGGGUGAUGUUACCUGACACUGUACGAGAGGAAUCGGAUAAACAUGUUAUCGUAGGAAGCGGGUCGCACACGUUCUUUUGCGAUUUGUCGGCAAAGGACUGGCCUUUGACAGCUAUCAAGACUUACCUUUGGGAAAAUGCAAGAGAAGCAGGUUAUAAGCCCACUGGAUCUCUAACGAUCAAUCAGUACAAGCAACGCUACGGUCGCCAUAUUCCAGCUCUCAUCCAUUGA
This is a messenger RNA of Aaosphaeria arxii CBS 175.79, 2811 nucleotides long. Its product is annotated as glycoside hydrolase family 78 protein. NCBI's taxonomy places the organism in Eukaryota, Fungi, Ascomycota, Dothideomycetes, Pleosporales. The coding region runs from base 1 to 2811 and encodes 936 amino acids. Gene Ontology annotation, biological process: carbohydrate metabolic process. The transcript is spliced from 2 exons. The record is from RefSeq and is a predicted model, not a curated record.